Messenger RNA from Macrobrachium nipponense, 1897 nucleotides. RefSeq names its product collagen alpha-2(I) chain-like. The record is from RefSeq and is a predicted model, not a curated record. Bases 158 to 1747 code for a protein of 529 amino acids. NCBI's taxonomy places the organism in Eukaryota, Metazoa, Arthropoda, Malacostraca, Decapoda, Palaemonidae. The transcript is spliced from 3 exons.
GUUGAACUGGAAAUAUUCCAAACGAACUAUCGUCGCUAUAUUUGCAGCCCUUUCUCAUUCUAAGACGCACACUGACGGCGACGUCGAAGGAGGUCGUCUUCUUCAGGAGAGGGGAGUCAACUAGAUCGCCUGGGAAGGAUCCCCUCUGAGGAACAGGAUGGAGCGAGUCACUCUGCUUCUGGUGCUGGUAGGAUUCCUGAGUCCUUGGGGAAGCCUCAAGGUGCAAGGACAGCCUAAAUUCUCUUUGCUUACGGACGGCUUUGACUUCGACCGCAUUUUAGGAGAGAUGAAGAAUUCUUUCAAGUUUCCGACUGCGCUUGGAAGCGAUACUUUUCCGCUAGAUUUCGCAGAUUCCUUUCCAAAACUACCUGAAUUUAACUUUCCUCCAUUAUUUCAAAGUAGUCCGUCAUUAACGAAGCCUCCUGGAAGCCCCUGGACAUUUAUCCCACCACAAGGAGGAGUUUCAUCAACCCAUGCUGCUUUAGUGGGACCAGGCUCAAUAUCUGGGUCUAGUGGGCCAGGAGGAAGCUUCGUUACUGGAACUGGGAACUGGUAUGCCGUCCCUGGUGGUAAACCUGGUUCUUCAGGGGCGUUUUUCCCACCCCAGGGAGGGGUUUCAUCAUCCCAAUCUGUUUUGAUGGGACCAGGCUCAAUUUCUGGGUCCAGUGGUCCAGGAGGAAGCUUCGUUACUGGAACUGGGAACUGGUAUGCCGUCCCUGGUGGUAAACCUGGUUCUUCAGUGGCGUUUUUCCCACCCCAGGGAGGCGUUUCAUCAUCUCAAUCUGUUUUAGUGGGACCAGGAUCAAUCUCUGGAUCCAGUGGGCCAGGGGGAAGCUUCGUUACUGGAACUGGAAACUGGCAUGCUGUCCCUGGUGGUAAACCUGGUUCUUCAGUGGCGUUUUUCCCACCCCAGGGAGGGGUUUCAUCAUCCCAAUCUGUUUUGAUGGGACCAGGCUCAAUUUCUGGGUCCAGUGGUCCAGGAGGAAGCUUCGUUACUGGAACUGGUGACUGGAGUGCCGUCCCUGGUGGUAAACCCGGUACUUCAGUGUUUUUCGCACCCCAGGGAGGGGUUUCUUCAACGCAUGCAGUUUUAGUGGGACCAGGCUCAAUUUCUGGAUCCAGCGGUCCAGGAGGAAGCUUCGUUACUGGAACUGGGAACUGGAGUGCUGUCCCUGGUAGUAAACCUAGUUCUUCAGUAGCGUUUUUCCCUCCCCAGGCAGGGGUUUCAUCAUCCCAAUCUGUUUUGAUGGGACCAGGCUCAAUUUCUGGGUCCAGUGGUCCAGGAGGAAGCAUUGUUACUGGAACUGGGAACUGGAGUGCCGUCCCUGGUGGUAAACCUGGUACUUCAGUGGCGUUUUUCCCACCCCAGGGAGGGGUUUCUUCAACUCAUGCAGUUUUAGUGGGACCAGGCUCAAUUUCUGGAUCCAGCGGUCCAGGAGGAAGCUUCGUUAAUGGAACUGGAAACUGGACGGCCUACCCUUCAAAGCCUGGCUCCACAGGCGUUAAAAAUGUGACCACAACACCUGGUCCAGAUUCAAUAAAGUCAUUGAAAAUGGUCCCCGAUAUCGCACUUGUUCCCACUGUGGGCAUUGUCCCCAAAUCUGAUGAUGUCUUCGAGCCUCCUUCUUAUCCUAUGGAUUAUCAACAGAUGCCGUCACUAGAAGCUCUGUACUAUCAUUAUUUCCUGAAUUACCUUUACAAUCCCUGGAUGCACUACAAUCCUUACUAUGGAGUUUAUGGAAUGUGACUGAACGUACCGUUCAGUUAUUUACAUGCCUAGAAGGAAAAUUUACAACUUUAUUAUAAAACCAAUGCUAAAUCCAAAACUUAAGGUAAAUGACGUCACUGUAGGAUCCCGCAGUUACUAUUACAUAUAAAAAAUUGUACUUCCUUUAUU